AUGCCGAACCGUGGCCCCGGUGGGAUCUCACAAGACUGGGAUCCAGUCGUCAUCCACAAACGACCACAGAAAGCCGCCGACACCAAGGAUCCGAAACUCGUGAACGCGGCGAGGCGGCAAGGAGCGGCUAUAGAGUCCGUUAAGAAGUACGAUGCAGGAACGAACAAGUCUGGUGCUGCGAAUCCUGCGAUGCACUCCCGGAAGCUCGCUGAGGAGACGGAUGUCUUGGCGCACGAGAAGGUGUCGGUAGACGUUAAGGCGGCGAUUCAAAAGGCCAGGCUGGACGCCAAGCUCACGCAAGCCCAGCUGGCGCAGAAGAUUAACGAGAAACCCCAAGUUGUCCAAGAGUACGAGUGUGGGAAGGCCAUACCCAACCCACAGAUUUUGGGGAAGAUGGAAAGAGUCUUAGGAGUGAAGCUGCGGGGAAAGCUCAAAUAG
Closterium sp. Naga37s-1 is the source of this 438-nucleotide messenger RNA. The record is from the annotation of a GenBank genome assembly. NCBI's taxonomy places the organism in Eukaryota, Viridiplantae, Streptophyta, Zygnematophyceae, Desmidiales, Closteriaceae.